AUGGUCUCAAGGACUGCAGCGCUGCUGCUCUCCGGAAUCGCGCUUCUGCAAGUGCACGCGCAAACCAUUCCUAUCCCUGCGGAGCUCGUCGGCACAUGGAACAGCAAGGCGAACUCGACCAUGACCGGACCUGGUUUCUACGAUCCCGUCAACGAGAAGUUCACCGAGCCGGAACAUCCAGGAAUCAGCUACUCCUUCACCGCCGAUGGGUACUUCGAGGAGGCUUAUUAUCGGGCUGUUGCAAAUCCACAAGACCCCAAAUGCCCCAAGGGCAUAAUUCAAUGGCAACAUGGCAAAUUCGAGAAGCGUACAGACGGCUCCCUCAAACUCACUCCGAUCAAAGUCGACGGACGGCAAAUAUACUCCGAUCCGUGUGCCUACAAGAACUCCAUCUACACGCGGUAUAACCAGUCUUCGACGUUCAAGACCUACCAAGUCUUGGUGGACCCCUACCACAAGAUCCAGCGCCUCAACCUCUUCAAGUUCGACGGCGCCCCCGUAAUGCCCUUGUACCUCGCCAUGAACCCGCCAACCAUGCUGCCCACCACCACGCUCAACCCCCUCACGACGCAAACAGCGACCCCACAUAAAAUCAAGCGCGGUGAGCUGCCGUUGAACCACGAAGUCAUCUUCAAACGGACACCGGGUGAGUUGCGCGCCGCUCAGUGGUGGUGGUUCGGCGUCUUCCUUACGGCAAGUGGGGGUGCCUUGUAUUUCUUCUUCUGA
Messenger RNA from Cucurbitaria berberidis CBS 394.84, 726 nucleotides. RefSeq lists its product as uncharacterized. Gene Ontology annotation, biological process: 'de novo' protein folding. Lineage: Eukaryota; Fungi; Ascomycota; Dothideomycetes; Pleosporales; Cucurbitariaceae. The record is from RefSeq and is a predicted model, not a curated record. Bases 1 to 726 code for a protein of 241 amino acids. Gene Ontology annotation, cellular component: endoplasmic reticulum; endoplasmic reticulum membrane. The transcript has 4 exons.